AUGGUACACGCGAGUCCACGACGCUACGACUCUUCUCACACCAGACAAACGAACAGACCUGGCAUCAAACCUGAAGAUAUCGGGCCAGCCUUUACGCUGGUCUUUGCAGUCAAGAAUGUCGGCUUUCGAACGGCCGAAUUCGAAGCUGUGACGGAGCUUCUCAAAAUUCCUUACGCGUUCGUCAGGGGCCCAAACGCACUCGUCGACGCAGUCCGACCAGGUCCGGCGCAGCAUACAGCCGCAACAGACGACGAACCUGGUUUCAAUGGCGCCAGCACGCGCUGGAUAGAGUCAGUGGAGAGCAUGAGAGCUCUGCAGUUGGUCCACUUGCCCUCCAACGAAGCAGUGUAUGCUAUUUCGGCGAGAUUGUCCUCGCUCCGAGCUGCUUUCCGCCAUUGGUACUGCGCCCUCGAUGCCGGGGUCGCCUUUGAGAGGCUAGCGGAUCAAUCGGUAUCGGUCCACUACGCAACACAUCGUCAGAUUGGCAGCUCGUGGAAGGUCUCACUAAAUGCCAUCAAUCGCCACAUCCACCAGAGCGAGAUGCAAAGCACUGUGCAGCGUAUCGGUCAGGUGAUGGACCUGUCAGGUCCCAUCUCUCUGAAGACACCCGUGCUGGACCUCUGCUGGUUUGAGGAGUACGAGAGUCCCGAUGUUGGGCCCGCAGGUAGGACUACUUGUGGGCCUCUCAGGGCUAUUCACGUGGGAGACAGAGUACCCCUGGUGGAGCCCACAGGAAGGGAGCUGAUUGAGAAAAUGAGUCUUAAGACACGGGGCUACAUCGGCAACACCAGCAUGGAGACGGAGAUGGCAAUCAUUCAAGCCAACAUGGCCCAGGUACGUAGGUGUCCCUUGAUGCAAGCUUUUACAGAUGCGCAAGACUGACUAUGCGCAUGUCUUUCGCACCAUCUCAGGCCGGGCCAAGCAAACUUGUCUACGACCCAUUCGUGGGGACUGGAUCGCUCCUCUAUCCCUGUGCUCAAUUCGGUGCUAUGAUAUGCGGCAGCGAUAUCGAUGGGCGGAUGAUCAGGGGCAAGGAGGGUCCAACGAUGCAGGAAGGCGGCGCUUUUGGUGGACGAGGAGCAAACGCGCGAACAGGCAUAGAUGCCGCUGCCCAGCAGUACGGUCUGGCUCAAAAUCUUGUUGGCCUCUGGACCGCAGACAUCACAAACAGCCCACUCAGGAAAGGCAUCGGGACUGGAAUUUUCGAUGCGAUCGUCACAGACCCGCCGUAUGGAGUGCGAGCGGGUGCUAAGAAGCUAGGCAGAAGGGAUGUGUCAAGACAAGCAAAGGGACCCAUCCUGAUGCCUGACGGCAAGGGAUACACGCACGAGCAGGUCUCGUAUGUACCACCAUCCAAGCCGUAUCACCUCGACGAGCUGAUAGAGGAUCUAAUUGAGACAUCUUCCAAGCUGCUUAUCGAAGGAGGCAGACUGGUAUUUUGGCUGCCCACCAUAUUCUCGGAAGACGGCAAGAAUGACCAGUCUGUAUCUUUGCCAGCCCAUCCGGCAUUUCGACUGGUGGCUCACAGCAUGCAAGACUUUGGAAGAUGGGGCAGAAGACUUGUGACGAUGGAGCUCCUGCCGAUAGCUCAGCGCUUGGGCAACGCUGCCGGCUCUUUUGAUGGCAGGCUUGAAUUCCCAGAGCCGCCUAGAGCGCAUAAGAAGGCAGGUAAGAGAGAAGAGGCUCUGAACUCAACUGGAGGUCGUAUACGCGCAGACGCGGACGCAAAGGAAUUCCGUAAUCGAUACUAUCGUUCUCGAGAUGUGCCCUCUGAAUCGCAGGGCGCAUCUCCUUCAAGCAGGGGCAGGCCGAAAGCCGCGCCUGCCAGUACACACAAUGGCAAGAAUCGAGACGAAAGUACCAAGUGCGCUGCAAGUGGGAAAAUUGUCGCGGUGAUCGGCUCAACGGGUACCGGUAAAUCUCAGCUUGCAGUAGAACUAGCGCGGGAAGUUGCCCUCCGCGCCGAAGUCGAGCAAGAAGGCCGUGCAGCGGGAGCCGAAGUCAUCUCUUCAGACAGCAUGCAAAUGUACUGCGGCCUGGAUGUCAUAACGAAUAAGGCCACGUUGGACGAAAUGGCAGGGGUCAAGCAUCAUCUCAUGAAUUUCCUCAAACCCGGCCAACAAUACACGAUCGGCGAAUUUGUUAAGGAGGCGAAUGCAAUUGUGAGUGAGCAGACCAGCAAUAUAUAUCACAUCUCUAGCUUAGCUUCAAGUAUACCCAUUGUAGAUACAAGAUCUCAGCGAACGAAACAAGAUUGCGAUCGUGGCAGGUGGCACGACAUACUAUGUGCAGCACCUGCUUUUCCCGGGUCGUCUCGUGUCCCUUCAAAGAGAAAGCGACGAUUGGCGAGCAGCGGAGGAUGAAAGACCACUUGCAUUAUCGCACACUGCCCAAACUGACCUCGACGAGAUCCUUGCAAAGCUGGACGAGGGCCAACGACGAGUCUGGGAUGCCUUGGCAGCAGUCAAACCUGGUGGUCGCUUGCCACCUUACCCUCGCGUAGCGUUCUGGCAGUUGUUGGAUGCCUUGGAUCCAGACAUGGCGCGAAGAUGGCACUGGAACGAUCAUCGCAAAGUAUCGAGGUCUCUACGAGUGUUGAUGGAAACGGGCAAGCGGCACAGCGAUUGGAUCCGUGAUCAAGAGAAUAUGGACAGGUCUUCUGUAGUCACCUCGCUGGCUGCCGCCGAGCCAAGCUCAGUUAAUCGACCGGAACAAUGCUCAGAGCCGAGUGCAGCAGCAAAAAGCCGCAAGCUCAUACUUUGGGUAUGGAGUGAACCCGAAGAGCUCAGGGAGCGUCUUGCAAAACGCGUAGACAAGAUGGUCGAGGUGAGUUGGAAUGACUUGACACUAGCGAGCGCACCAUGUGCUGAGCCUUCCGACGCCUUUCGUCAGGGUGGCCUUCUCGAUGAGAUACAGAGCCUGAGACGCAUAGCCGCUGUGCAAUCGGCACAAGCCGGGGCAACAGAAAUGGAUACCGACUACACUUGCGGUAUAUACCAAGCCAUUGGUGAGUAUAGAUGGCACGCACUGUAUUCGCAUGCUAAACUUAGGCGUCUCUCGGCACACGCGACAACAGGCUACAAAGAAUUUGCCGACUAUCUAUCGCACUGCGAGAGUGUGUCGUCGAAGGACAAAGAAGCCGAACGCCUUUUUGCCCACGCUAUCGAGAGGAUGCAGAUAGGUACUCGACAGUACGCCAAGAGUCAGACGGCCUGGAUACGCAACAAGCUGGCUCCCGAGCUACAGAAAGCUAGGAUUGCUCAUCGAAAGCUACAGCAAGCAAAGGGAAGCGAUGAGCCGUGCGACGUGGAGCUCUAUCUGCUCGACGCUUCGGGUGAGUCGCAGUCAUGGCUAGCCACAUAAGACUUGGAAUCCUGAUCUCGUUUCGCCGUUGCUCAGACUUGUCUCGAUGGAAGGAGAGUGUGCGAGAUCCGGCUAUAGAGCUUGUCAAUGGUGAGUGGUGCUGCUUGCCCUACCUUGGCUUGUGGGUCGAUCAACUCAUUCUCGCCAGCGCAAUUCACAGCAUUUCUUCUAGACGAGAAGCUGCCAGAACCGAGGAGUCUCAGUAGUGCGGCAGCGACGCAACUGCCACCACUAGAAAUCUCGCCCUCUGGACCUUCGGCCGCCUCAGCUCGUGUCCACCAAAAUCCCAUGGACCGCAACGAGCUUCGGGAGUGUUCGGUGUGUACCGUCGAUUUGUCCGCACCCCGCAGAUUUAGGGUGGAAGAGUGGACGAAACAUUUGGGAUCUAA
This is a messenger RNA of Ceraceosorus bombacis, 3752 nucleotides long. Lineage: Eukaryota; Fungi; Basidiomycota; Exobasidiomycetes; Ceraceosorales; Ceraceosoraceae. The record is from the annotation of a GenBank genome assembly.